Molecule: messenger RNA, 2199 nt
Organism: Osmia bicornis bicornis
Lineage: Eukaryota; Metazoa; Arthropoda; Insecta; Hymenoptera; Megachilidae
Product: tetraspanin-12-like
Exons: 10
Coding region: 452-1186 (244 amino acids)
Cellular component (GO): membrane
Source: RefSeq, a predicted model, not a curated record
GUAAAUCGUUUAAGAAAAUUCGUUAUUAUAAGAAAAAUAAGGAGUUAAAUUUUUUAAGUGCGUGAUUCAACCUCUUAACUUAACAAUUAUAUUAUAACAAGUGUAUUUUGCCCGAGUAUUUUCGGACUUUUAAAUUAAGAGGUUAAGAACCUAACCCAGGUCUGCCUCAUGGAAGUGGGAUUUCCUGGAGAAGAGUCAUCCAGCUUCCAAUGAACUGGGUUAAACACGUCGCAGCCACUAGAAGGACAUUCUCAAUGUACAUAGCAUCUAAUCGACGUUGGCUGAGCGAACGGAAAAAGGUUAUCAGAGCUUCGUAGUGAGAGCAACGUUCGAGGAGAAAGCCGUUUAGGAUUCAAUUUCAAUGAUCAUCCGCUGAACUGGUCGCAUCGCAGAGGAACCCGAAGCUGUUCGGAGAAGGACCAUCGUUCAGGAUUCGACGAAGGGACCCUGGAUGAAUCUGAAACUAUUCUUAUGGACAAUGCUGGGGUUAUUUGUGGCCUUCGUUGGCUGUUUCAUGGCCAGCAUCUGUGUCACCACUGCUGAUCAGCUGACUCAACAAGUGCGUCAAAUCUUGGUCGAAGGUAUGAAAAGGUACUUUACGGACGUGACGUGGAAGCGAAGGAUAGAUAAUAUGCAGGUGCAGAUGCGAUGCUGUGGAAUAGAUUCCUCCGACGAUUGGCACUCGACUUACUGGCUGCAACGAGAUCUUCUUGUCCUGGAUUCGCCGGAUAUCUUAAGGUACGCCAAGUUAGACGGUCGCGUGACGCCGCCGGUGGUGCCAUGGAGUUGCUGUCGAAUCGACGUAAAGGGUCCCUGCUAUCACGAUCCUCUUCAGCUGCCAAAUCCGGAACAGAAUUCCACUUACGACAGCCUGAACGCUCCGGGCUGUCUCGUCGCCAUGAAGACCUUGCUAAACGGCACGCUGUAUUCCAUUCUGCCGUUGCUCUCGUGUCUGUUUGUAUUGCAGAUUAUCGUGACCGUGUUGUCGAGGCUGGAUUUCACGUCUGCGAGAAACGCAGUCGCCCUGGGGAAUCGAUGGGCUGAUUCACCUGGAUGGCUGUACGGUCGUCUGGAUUUCGGAAACGCAAACGGACCUAAUCUUUUGCAGAUCGAUCGGAAGAACAGCGGACGGGGCGAUUCGAUGAUCGACCUGAAACCUCUUGUUUACUCCAGUGACACAGAAUGAAGCUAAACGAAGGGAACGUUGAGGAAGAAACAGAGAAACGGGAUCCAGCGGUAUCAUAUUUCCACGAAGCGUUUCCGGUCUCCCUCGUAAAGAUCUUUCUUCUAUUAAAAUAGGGCGUACCACGAGUGAUGGUAUUUGGGGAUGAUUCUGAGCGAAGAAAUCAAUUUUUAAUAUUCUUUGUAUUAAUUUUUGAAUCACUGUUUGUGGAACACCCUAUACAUCACCUAAUUAUCUUCUGUACACCCUGUACACCUAAACCAAAGACCUUAGAAUUGAUCUGUUAACGUUGGAAAAGUAUCCCUUGGAGCUUUUAUCGAAAUGAAAAGACAUCGAAGAGUAGAGUGCGUUUAACGAAGAGCCACGAUUAAUGGAUCAUCGAUUACGAGACACUCGAAACAGCCUCGAGAGGAACAAACAAGCUAUCGAAAGAGGGAGAAACGAAAGCUGGAUAGAGGGAUGAGGGAUGGUACGAUAAGAUAAGACUUCAUCGAAUUUCUUUCCGCGAAAGUCCGUCGCCGGGAUUCAACGAUGGCUUUCACCAUGAUUACUGGGGAUCGGUUAAUCGAGUCGCGCCACUAGAUCGCUCGUUUUCCCCUCGUAUCGAAUCGACCGAUCGAUGGGAAACAGAAUGGGAACAAAAGAACGAUGGGAACGGAGAGGAAAGGAAGUUCGAAAAUCUCGAUUAUAGGAGGCUACUUUAACGGUAUCCGAUGACGCGUCUUCCUUUGAAGAGGCAGCGAUAUUCGAUAUUCGAAGAAAUCGAGGAACAAUUACGUAUACGCAAUUUUGUAUAAUCAAUUUAUAUAUCUGUCUGAAUUAUUUACUCUCCGAGCUUAUUAUUUUUAGCCCAAAGUGGCUGCUUCGAAAUCUGCCUGUUUUUCUUCGAUAAGGGAUGAACUGAAGGGACCGAAGGAAAAAGCGGUACCACCCUCGUCACGUUCUCGUACGAUUGCCAGCGUUGUUCGUUUCGAAGAACCGUUGAAAUCCCGCGGUGAAGAAGCGGUCAGUAUGUA